Orbicella faveolata is the source of this 1728-nucleotide messenger RNA. RefSeq lists its product as uncharacterized. The record is from RefSeq and is a predicted model, not a curated record. NCBI's taxonomy places the organism in Eukaryota, Metazoa, Cnidaria, Anthozoa, Scleractinia, Merulinidae. Gene Ontology annotation, molecular function: protein binding.
AUAGUUUUCCCAGCCUCAUUCACGGGAAUUCUAAGUUCCUCGCAUGGACGCCGUUGUAUGAUAUUGUGAAACGCGUAAGAUCAUUUAAGAGCUUGUAUGUGAGUGUAACGAACGUAUUUAGCAUCUAGAAAUACGGGAAAGAAAUACAAUAAAAACGACUUGAGACGAUUCCAGCGCGUUUUACUUCGUUAAGUUUUCGUCUUUAUAUGUCAUUUAUUGGCAGUGUCUCAUUAAUAUUUUACAGAGAGGAAAACAUUGCAAUUUCAACUGGAGGUCAGCAAAAACAACGUUUUCCCAUAACAAACACUCCCGGAUUGCGGGAGGGGGAAGAGGGCAAGCCCUAAUUGAUCUUAUUACCCUCCGUUCCAGUACCAAAAUUUCCCAAGGAAGAUUUAUUUCAAUACCACGAGUAUUGGAGGGAUAAUGCGUCGGCUUUGACAUGAUGGUGGCAUUGCAGUUAACUGAGCUCGCAGUUUAUUUAACGUAUUUAUUCUUUUUUUAAAUUUAUUUAUUUGCCCAUGAAAAGUUUGGUUGAGACGUCAGAAUGGAAAACCUAGUGGUACCGGCUUGUCAUACCUAAUUAUGAUAAGAAGCCCUAGCUCCCAAUAUAUUCGGUAAUGUAAUUUUGUUUUUGCCCUUUUUCAAUAAGUAAGACUCAUUUGGAAGAGUUACACCAUCAACAAAAAGGACAUUAUGAUUCUGAGAUCGUUCCAAAUCCGAUUCUUUUAGUCCAGCCCGAGAGGUAUUUUUACUCUCCCCAGGUCUCCGUGGUCAUCCUAAUCAAGAUGGCGACGAUUGAUAGCUAGCUGUAUGUAAUCUCGAUCCACCGAGAGAUUGCGUCGGUCGACAGUCCAAAGGUUGUAAAGUGCACUCAAGAAACGCUGCCAAAGAAACUUUAUUACUUUAACCGCUGAAACACUGAGUGCAAGGGAAAAUAAGCAGAAGAUGCAUUCAAGUAAGUUAGCAGUCAUUGAAGUCACUGAUGGUUUCCUGUCCUGUCAGGCAGUAGAAGAUGUAAAAUCAGGUUCAUUCCUGACAGAUCUUUGGGGUCCAGUGUUAGAUUUGCCGAACGCUCAUACAGUGCACGUUGAGAAAAACAAGCAUGUUUGUCCUGAAGGGGUAAUGCUGUGUUUCAAUCAUUCCUGUAAACCUAAUGCAAAGUUCAUCUACGAAAGCCGCAAAAUUUCGUAUCCAUCCCUAAAUGCGGACCACAAGGUCUUCUGGUAUGUGGUGGCCACUCGUGACAUCAAGAAAGGAGAAGACGUCACCUAUGAUUACAAUACUACAGAAUAUGACAUGGCUGAACAUUUUAAGUGCAACUGUGCUGCAGAAAAGUGUUUGGGCAAAAUAAAAGGUUUUAAGUAUUUGUCACUAGAACAGCAAAAAGAGAGGGCAAGUGAUUUAUCUCCUGUGGUAAAAGAGCUUUGGAAUGAAAAUUCAUGACAAAAGUUGAAUUUUUUCCUUGUAGUCAGCUUAAGUGUCUAAAUGUACCUGGGUUCCUUAUAAUUUCUCUCUUGUUUAGGAAAACAUGACAGUUAUGACAUGAUACAAUAAUUUUAUUUUUACAUGGUAUUUCCACCAGUCUAUUUACAAUUUGUAGUUCUCGAGCUUUGUGUGUUCUUCUUGGAAUUAAUUUUUUUGAGGUAACUCAUAAGAAAUAUAAGAAAUGUUGCUCACAGCACUUCAUUAUGCUUCUGCAUAAUAAGCCGUGGAAGAUAGGGGAAGGAC